This is a messenger RNA of Oncorhynchus gorbuscha (pink salmon), 699 nucleotides long. RefSeq names its product epsin-1-like. The record is from RefSeq and is a predicted model, not a curated record. The transcript is spliced from 6 exons. Lineage: Eukaryota; Metazoa; Chordata; Actinopteri; Salmoniformes; Salmonidae. The coding region runs from base 130 to 699 and encodes 189 amino acids.
UUCUCUCUACAUCUCCUCUGCCACCUCCCUCCUCUUUCUCGCUCUCUCUCUCUUUCUCCACUCCCUCCCUCUUUCCUCCUCUUCCUCCUCCCAGCCACCUCUUCCUCUCCUCGCCGUGCCGCAUCAGACAUGGAGCAGGCCCGCCCACAGACCAGCGGGGAGGAGGAGCUACAACUGCAGCUGGCUCUGGCCAUGAGCCGAGAGGAGAGUGAAAAGCCUGCUCCCCCGGUGGACACUGAUGAACAGACUCAGCUUCAGAUUGCCCUGAGCCUCAGCAAGGAGGACGCUCAGAAGCCGGCCUCGCCUCCUCCGGUUGCCUUGGAUAUGGAUGAAGAGAGACAGCUCCAGAUCGCCCUGAGCCUGAGCAAAGAGGAGCACCAGCAGGAGCAACGGAGUCGCCAAGGAGACGAGUCGUUGCUCCAAAAAGCUCUGGAGGAGAGUAAACGAGAGGCGGCGUCUGGUGGAAUUGGGUCUGCCAUGAUGGACCUGGUGGAGGUGUUUGCUGUGUCAUCUGAGGUGCCUCCUACUGCUAGUGCCAACUCCUGGAGUCUGCCAGGGGGGAACGUCCGCACCCCUCUCCACCACCCCCUCCCCCUGGCCCAGGCUGCUGCUGGGGCAGCCUCCGACCCCUGGGACUCACUGGGUAAGAGCUGCUCCAUGCCUCUAAAGAACUCAACACAUUAUUCUCUCUACCAAUAG